AUGAAGCUCUCUGCCUUGGAUGUCCAGGAAUGGCAGGGAAAAGUGCAAAGGGAGGAGGCCACAGUAGUUGUUGAGAACGUCACCUUGAUCACAGAAUUCAUUUUCGUGGGACUCUCCAACGACCGGAAGACCCGGAUUGUGCUUUUUGUGGUGAUCCUUCUGACCUACACGUUGACCAUCAUGGGGAACCUGGCGGUCAUCACGCUGGUACGGUCUGACUCCCACCUCCAAACACCCAUGUACUACUUCCUGAUGCACCUCUCAUGUCUAGAGAUCUGCUAUGUCACCUGCACAGAACCACAGAUGCUGGCUCACCUGCUGGCCGGAAAAGGAGCCAUCUCCUUCACUCGUUGUAUGGUCCAGAUAUUGGCUGCCAUGUUAAUGGGCGCUGCCGAAUGCUCUCUGCUGGCGGUCAUGGCUUACGACCGUUACCUGGCCAUUUGCCAGCCUUUGCUGUAUCCUGUUGCCAUGGGCAGGUGGCAACAAAUGCUCCUGGCAUCUAGCUGUUGGGCAAUAGGUCUUUUUUUUGGUACCGUAUUUGUGGGCUGUGCCCUUCGCCACUCCUACUGUGGUCCCAACCGUAUGAACCACUUCAUGUGUGAGUUGCCGGUGGUGCUACAACUUGCCUGCGAUGAUACCCACACCACUGAGGUGGUGGUUUUUGCACUAUCUGCCUUGGGCAUCCUGAUUCCUAUUUCUAUUAUCCUGAUUUCCUACGCUGUCAUUCUCUUCUCCGUGUUGCAAAUACGGUCCGCCACCGGAUGGCAUAAAGCGUUCUCCACCUGCGCUUCCCACCUUGUGGUCGUUACCUUGUUCUAUGGAACUCUGGUUUCUAUGUACCUGAUUCCACGAUCCGCCGCAUCCUCAGAUCGUGGCAAACACAUUUCUGUGUUUUAUGUGGUGGUCACCCCUCUCCUCAAUCCUGUCAUUUACACCCUGAGGAACAAGGAUAUUCAUCAGGCAGUGGGCAGAGUCCUGCGAAGAGGAGGGGUGGUGACCCACUCAACCUGGGGUCACUUCAUCCGCCUCACCAUAAGCCCCACAGCGGGGUCACCCCUCUUUAAAAGCCACGCGGGGUCCUGGGCUCCCCACAUCUCCAAGCGCCACUGCACUGCUGGCCGGGGCCGCUGGGGAUUUACCUCUCUCCCCCUCCUGGCUCUUGCUUUGCGCGAGUAG
Molecule: messenger RNA, 1176 nt
Organism: Sphaerodactylus townsendi
Lineage: Eukaryota; Metazoa; Chordata; Lepidosauria; Squamata; Sphaerodactylidae
Product: olfactory receptor 2D2-like
Exons: 3
Coding region: 1-1176 (391 amino acids)
Biological process (GO): G protein-coupled receptor signaling pathway
Cellular component (GO): membrane
Molecular function (GO): G protein-coupled receptor activity; olfactory receptor activity
Source: RefSeq, a predicted model, not a curated record